AUGGGGACUUGCAAAACUUCUGGAUGCAAAUGCCCAAUGAAAAAGAAGCCGUAUGAAGAAGUAAAAUGCACCAAGGAAACAAAGAAUGGCGGAACGUGUACAGGCACAUACUAUAAAUAUUUUAAAUGGAAGGGUUCGAAAUGUGAUUACUUAGGGAGCAAGGAAAAAGAUACUAGGGGGUGCGGUCAUGCAACUAGCCAUAAACCUUGA
Molecule: messenger RNA, 210 nt
Organism: Colletotrichum truncatum
Lineage: Eukaryota; Fungi; Ascomycota; Sordariomycetes; Glomerellales; Glomerellaceae
Source: RefSeq, a predicted model, not a curated record